UGGAUCAGUAAGAAAAAACGUGUGGUGAGAGAAACAGAGAAUUGAAAAGAAAUAUUUUUCCAAAAGCAUUACCGUAUUUCACUUGUUCUUCAUUUUCGGUAACCCAAAAUCGUCCCGAUUAUUCACCGAAACACAAAACCGAUUUCAUAUCUUUGAAGUUCGUUGAGUCCAGGUCACAAAUAUCCAAGGUUCAUUUCAUUCCGGCGUCGUUUCACCGAUCAAAAGCGACGUUGAAGUCAGGUACUCACGAAGGCAGCCAGCACUGCGUCGGUGACGGUUUCCAGCUUUCGGUCGAUCAUUUGGACGAUCAGAAGUUCAUCCUCUUCACACAAGGAAACAUGGAUUUUGGACGGAGAAGUGUGAAAAGGUACAAUCUCAUCAAUCCAAAGAUAGAUGAACUAAAGAAACUGGUUUCUUCGAUCGCAGAUCCUAUUGGUUUCAGAGACAGAUAUGGGGCACUUAUAUCUUUAUUGACACUUAGGAUGGAAGAAGGGUUAUUGCAGACAUUAGUACAGUUCUAUGAUCCAGUCUAUCACUGUUUCACAUUCCCAGACUAUCAACUCAUGCCUACAUUGGAAGAGUAUGCCCAGUUGCUUCACAUCCCAGUUGCUGAUACAGUACCUUUCUCUGGUUCAAAAAAGUUACCCGAGCACAGUUCUCUUGCAAAAGUGUUAUACAUGAAGAAGUCAGAAUUCAAGAAUAACUUCACCACCAAAGGAGGACUUCCAGGUUUCACUGCCAAGUUCUUAAUGGGGAAGGUUUCUUAUUUUGCCAGUCAAGGUUGUGAUAUUAUUGUGGAGCAUCUGUUCGCCUUGUUGAUCUACGGUUUGUUACUAUUUCCUAAUAUUGAAGGUUUUGUGGAUUCAUAUGCUAUACGCAUCUUCCUAAGUGGUAAUCCUGUUCCAACUUUGCUCGGAGACACCUAUCAUUCCAUCCAUUACCGUACUUUGAAAGGAGGAGGAACCAUAGUCUGCUGUAUACCGUUACUCUAUAAAUGGUUUGUCUCUCAUCUUCCUAAGUCAGCUACUUUUUGGGAUCGCAAGUCAGGACUUCAGUGGUCACAGAGGAUUAUGUCUCUUACCCAGUCAGAUAUUGCAUGGAAUAGUAGAGACGAUGUGAAGAUCAUUGAUAGUUGCGGGGAGUUCCCCAAUGUGCCCCUCAUGGGCACAAAGGGAAUCAUUUCUUAUAAUCCAGUACUUGCUAGGAGACAACUCGGUUACCCUAUGAAGGACAAGCCUCCUAACAUUCUUUUAGAAGGUAUUUUCUUGAGGGAUAACGAGGAGGACCCUACCAUGAAAGAGAGAGUAGUAAGAGAUUGGCAUCGUGUUUGUCGCAAAGGGAGACUUGAAUUGGGUAAGAAAGAUUGUACCUCCUAUGAGCCGUACCUCUAGUGGAUCAGAGCCAGAGCUAUACAGUUGAAAAUGCCAUACCCACAUCAUGAUCCUAUCAAACCCGCUCCGUUGAAGACCCCCUACCUUCCGCUAGAUGACAAAGAAGAACUCCAAGCCACCUUGGAGAGGGUCAAGAAAGAGAGAGACGCUUGGAAGGAUAAGGCCCGGGUGCUCGAAAUGGAAAAUGAAGAACUUCAGAUACAGUUAAA
Messenger RNA from Lathyrus oleraceus (garden pea), 1600 nucleotides. RefSeq lists its product as uncharacterized. Lineage: Eukaryota; Viridiplantae; Streptophyta; Magnoliopsida; Fabales; Fabaceae. The transcript has 2 exons. The coding region runs from base 339 to 1391 and encodes 350 amino acids. The record is from RefSeq and is a predicted model, not a curated record.